Messenger RNA from Didymodactylos carnosus, 2241 nucleotides. Lineage: Eukaryota; Metazoa; Rotifera; Eurotatoria; Philodinida; Philodinidae. The record is from the annotation of a GenBank genome assembly.
AUGAAAGAUCAUAGGAAGAACGUUCUAGCCGAUACCGAUGAAAGUAUUAUUACUCAUAAUACAAAUGAAGCAUCAAUCAAUAAUAGUCCAAAACGCUCUUUAGAAGACUAUGAAUUUUCGAAAAAUUCCAAAAAAUCGUGUCGCUUAUCUACACAAAGUAACGAUAGUAACUCUCAAACAUCAACAAAUUUUGAAACUCAGAAUGACAAUAGUCAUGAUAAACAAGCAGAAUCAAGGCAGAAAACGAAGACAAGAAAAACAAAGCAAAAGGAUGAUAAAUUAAGUACAUGUCUUUCAGCAUCAAACAGUGAAACAAAAAUGUAUCGUGAUGGAAAUGACGAUGAUUCAAAUCUUGAUUCCGAUGGUCUUAAUUCUCGUAAAGCAACGGCACGUUUACAACCAAUAAAUUAUGUAAAUGAGUUUAGUUUGCUACCGUGGGAUCGUGUAUGUCCAAGUAUUAAUCAGAUAAUGUUAGGAACACAUCAAUCUGGUGUAUUUGCACAUGAGAUUUUAUCAGUUCAGCAAGAGUUGGAAGCACUAUUGGCGAUGUCAACGUUACGUGAAACACUUGUGACUACAAUUACUAAUACAAACGCAAAUCAGUUAGCAAAUAACGAACUGCAAUCAUUAGUGCGUCAUCAGCAUGAAGCCGAACAUGUGUAUGGUGUUCGGCAAUUUCAUGAUAUAGCGUCAAAAUUUCAACGACCCUUUAAUCCUAAACAACAGCAACAAUUUUAUCGUCAAGUAUCAACUACUGUAUCAUCAACUGAUCGAUUUUGGUUAGAGUUUCAGUCAAAAUAUAGUUUAGUAACACAAACGGAUCUGGCUACAAUAAAAGAUAUUUAUUUAUUCGAUCAACUACUUGAAAAUGAAAUUAAACAAUUGAAACAAGAAUACUUAAUAGCAAAAAAUAUGGAGCAGGUAGAACAUCAGAAACAACCGUCGAUAACAUCGACAAAUUUGAGUAUGGAUAAAUUGAAAGAAUUUUUACAAACAGUCGAUAGUCAAAUUCGGCAAUCAAUAGUUACUCCAUCGCUGAAAAACGACGAACAGCAAUCAAAAUUAGAAAUAACGGCUGGACGACAACCGAAGAAAGAAAAAAACAACAUAACAGAUGUGGAUGGUUUAGCUACAUUGAAUUUGAAUCAGUUUUUGAAUGAUUGUGACAAAGAAAAAUACGAUGUCAUCUCACGCUAUGUCGAACAUACUCAAUUGAAACAAUUUCAGCAACGUUUUCAUUCGUUUAUUACACAUGAUUCACCUGCCUAUAAAACACCAACAUCAAGUCCACCAAUGAAACUAAAUAGUGUAACAACAAAUAAACAAUCACCAACAUUGAUAGAUAAUCGAAAAAGAAUUAACGAUUCGGUGAGAUGUUCACCACGUUUACAUUUCCAAGAUUCAAAUUCGAAUAGUAAUCCAACAAAUUUUAUUAGUCUUUUGCCAGUUUUUCAGCAAAAAAAUAAACAGGAAGAUGAUAUAAAGACCGUUGACGUUACACAUGAACCGUUGAGUUUAGUAUCGAAAUCGACUGGUGGACUUAAACGAAAAAGUAUCCGCCAACAAAAUAUUCCAUUAUGGUCAUUAUCACCAUCGUUAAUCAAAGCUGAACGCCAGCAAAAAGCACAACUAGUCGCUGAUUACUUAACUAAUCGAACGACUGUUCAUUUACCAGUUUCUCCAGUUCUAACGUUAAAUACUGAAAAAGAAAACAAUGAACAACAACAAACUUCUCUACCAAUGUCAUCCACCAAGCGUCAACUUUUCAAUAACCCACCUGUCAUCACAGAUACAUUGCAUGAGAACCAGUUACAUACUUUAACAAUGCCAACCAAAACACUAAAGAGAUGGAAACGGCAUAAAAAACAACCAUAUGGCAAAAUAAAAACCAUACCUCAGAAGAAAUCGUCAGAAUGCGAACGUACUGAUUCAUUUGAAUGUAAAAUUUCUCUUCUAGAAAAUUUGUUAAGUGAAUGUAAAACUUUAAGUUUAUUGGCAGUUGAACGUUCAAGUCUACAAGAAAAUAUUGAAAAAGUUUCAUAUAGAAUUCAACAAUUAGAUGAACAAAUCGAAAAUGUUUUAAUUAAAAUUGAGGGUGAUGGCGGAAAACGAACUGGUAAGAAAAAGACUUAUUCAACAACAAAACAUAAUUUGAUGAGAUUGUUAAAUGAUCGUAAAAUUUAUGAACAAGCAUUAUUCAAUGAUCAAGCAAAACUUCGGCAAUUAAAAACAAUCAAAUAA